Molecule: messenger RNA, 2285 nt
Organism: Homalodisca vitripennis (glassy-winged sharpshooter)
Lineage: Eukaryota; Metazoa; Arthropoda; Insecta; Hemiptera; Cicadellidae
Exons: 3
Coding region: 1797-2285 (162 amino acids)
Source: RefSeq, a predicted model, not a curated record
GUAAAGAAAAUUCAUUUGACAGGUAUUUGGUCUUCCGACCAUAUGUUAGUUUGGUUAUUUAAACGCAUAUGUGACAGAUACGGCCAAAUACAAAAUAAUUGAAUUAUAUAUAUACAUAAUACAACUGUAUAAAAGUACAAAUCGCUGGGACUCUUGAUGUUUAAAAAUAUAUCUUACAGAAAUAAUAAUAACAAAGUAGAUUCAAAGUAUUAAUUUCUGAAAUAUAAGAAUAGUGAAAUACUUAUCAAAGAUUGUUGUAGUGAUAUAAAUUAAGUACUGGAUUAAUUACUAGUAGAUAAGCCUGAUCUAAAACUUUAAUUCGAUUUUGGAAGAAUCUCUGGUGCUUUACAAAUCCUUCAUUAGCAAGCCGUACUGUCUAUCUUGAUUUUAACCUUAUAAGAACAAUAUUAGAUCUCAUUUUCCCUUAUUUUCAAUCAUAGAAAAUAUGUUUCAUUUCAAAGAUAUAAUUGAUUGAUUCUCAUAAAUACUUUUUUGAUCAAGUUUUUUGACAUUUUACUAAUUAUACAGAAAUAAUCUCAAACUUUUAAAAUGUCAUCUCUUAAAUAUGUAAAAAGUAUAAACUUAAAAAUAAUUUAAGCACUUGGAUGUGUAUUUUAUGUAUAUUUAAAAUAAGAAUUAAUGAUAUAACUAAAAAUAAAGGUUCAAACAUGUUUUGAGGCUUAGUUUCUUAUUGGUAAAACUAUUUUCAUUACUGCCAGUCUAAUAUUAAAUUGUUAAGUAUUUCCUUGUGAGCCAGUGCAUGUUGUGAAAUCAAUUCAUCAUAUUGCUUAGUGGAUGAAGAUUGAUGGUUAUUCAUCCCAAUAUCUGGUUGUAUUUCAACCAGAGUAUAGUCUUUUGAAAUAAUUUGUAAGGCAAAGUGGAAAUUACACCUUUUAUUUACAAAUAAUGUUAUUACAAAUUGGGUAAGUUUUGUUGUGCUGCUUGUAAAAGUUUUAGAAAUAUCUUGAAUUUUGAAUGCAGCACAAUGUUGCAUCCAAGAAUGGCAACUUGGAAAUUGCAAACUAUUAGAGAACUAAGAAAAAUAAAUACACUUACAUUAUAGAUAAUAAAGGAUACAAAAAUAGCCUUGAAAUUAUAGACAUUGCCAUCACAAUUUAUUUUUAAAGUACUUUUUCUUUCUUGUAGUUACCAUUUGAUUAUGGCAUUUGUUAUAAAUUACAUUUAUACUUGUUAGAUCACAACUUUUUUAGAUGAUUUGAAUAUACGGAUUGGACUGUAUUAUUCUAUAUAAUUAAUAUUAUUAUUAAUUAUCUUGUAAUAGUAGUACAAAAAUGUAUAUAGGAAAGUUUUAAAUUUUUUAGGCAUAUUUUCUCUUUUUUUAUAUGUGUAGAGGAGAUGUGAUCUAUUUAAAGUUUUAUAAUAAAUUAUUUAUGUAAUAGAUAUAUUAUUGAAAACCCAAAGAGUUUAGACACUUAAGGUAAAGCAUGGGAAUUAUAUAUUUUAAUGAAUAGUGCUUAGUUUGAUUGAACAAUGUACAUUAAUUAUUAAACUAUUCAAAAUGAAUUAUACCUUUUUAGUUAUUUUUGUUAAUUUAUACAAAAAAUUAUGAAUUUUUGUUCAUAAACCAGAACUUCUAACUUAUUUAAUGAAACAAACAUAGGUUUACCUAUUUCAAGGUCAUGUUACUAUCUAAAAUAAAGAAUAUUUGCUUAAUAAGCGUGAUUACUGGAACCUAUCUGACUGUUAAUGUAUAAUUAGUGGUUAUUGCAUGGCAGUGAGGACUUGUGACAGGUUCCGACCAUCACAACAGCCCAACCUUCACUGUUAGCUCCAAGAUGAGAUUGGCAGCUCUGUGGGUCUGUGUGAUGUCACAGCAACUUUUGGCUGUCCGAGGAGAGGAUCAAGUGGCCCUGGAACUAGGGCUGAAACGUGUGGUGAGCGAGAGAUCAUGCGAGUGUGUGCCAGUCUACCGCUGCCAAUUCAAAACAUCUACUGACGGCUCAGGCUCUAUUGAUAUCAGAGUGGAUAGGCAGGGUUGUCCAGGGCUGCUAGAUGUCUGUUGUCCAUUCACAAUCACUCGUCCGCCACCUGCCACCUUGUCUUGUGGAGUGCAAUUUACACCAAGACAGGUUGAGACUCGUAUCACUGGGGAUGACUAUGCCCAUUAUGGUCAGUAUCCAUGGAUGGCAGCACUUUCUAGCUCCUGGCCGAAAGUACGUCUGUGGAGGCUCCCUCAUCCACCGCCAGGUGGUAUUAACUGCAGCACACUGCGUGCAUCAGGUCAGGUAUGUAAGGUGCUUCUGCCACAUUCAGGAGUACUCUAA